ACCUGAAGAAGUCAUUUGAACAAGAACCCCUGGGAAAAGAAGUAUCUCUGGAGCAGGAAGUUCUGUUACAGUGUCGCCCUCCAGAGGGCAUCCCAGCUGCUGAGGUGGAGUGGUUAAAGAAUGAAGAGGUAAUCGACCCGGCGGAGGACAGAAACUUCUAUAUCACUAUUGACCACAACCUGAUCAUCAAGCAGGCGCGUCUCUCUGACACAGCCAACUACACGUGUGUGGCCAAGAAUAUAGUGGCCAAAAGACGAAGCACUACAGCCACCGUUAUUGUUUAUGUGAAUGGGGGCUGGUCGACAUGGACAGAGUGGUCUCCGUGUAACAGCCGUUGUGGAAGAGGUUUCCAGAAAAGAACCAGGAGCUGCACUAACCCUGCCCCUCUCAAUGGAGGACUGCCUUGUGACGGACAGGCUAUACACAAACUGCCCUGCACCACACUGUGCACUGUGGAUGGUGUCUGGACAGAUUGGAGCAAGUGGUCAGCCUGUGGAACAGAGUGUACACAGUGGAGGAGGAGGGAGUGCAACAAUCCAGCUCCCAAGAAUGGUGGAAAGGACUGCGAGGGUCUCGUCCUCCAGUCUCAAAACUGCACUGAUGGACUCUGUAUGCAAAGUUCAUUGUUUCAGAAGUCCACUGAGUCCAAAGAAAAGAAUGAAUUGGGAAUUCCAUCUGCCCCGAGCACAGAUGAUGUGGCGCUCUAUGUGGGGAUAGUGAUCGCAGUGAUUAUGUGCCUGGUCAUCUCCGUCAUCGUGGCGCUCUUUGUCUAUCGCAAGACGCACCGCGACUUUGACUCUGACAUCAUUGACACAUCGGCACUAAAUGGAGGCUUCCAGUCUGUUAAUAUCAAGACAGCCAGAUCAGCUGAUUUGCUGACUGCUCCGCCAGACUUAACAAAUGCAGCUGCCAUGUAUCGGGGUCCAGUCUAUGCUCUUCAUGAUGUUUCAGACAAAAUUCCAAUGACCAACUCUCCUCUCCUGGAUCCUCUUCCCAACUUGAAGAUCAAAGUGUACAACUCUUCUGGACUGGUCACACCUCAGGAUGACCUCGGAGGAGACUUUACGUCUAAAUUGUCUCCUAAGGUAACUCAGUCCCUGUUGGAUAACAGUGACACCAUGAACCUUCGCAAUCAGAGCUUGGCCCGAACACGAGAUCCUUCCUGUACUGCUCAUGGAUCCUUCAACAACCAAGGAGGACACCUCAUUGUACCCAACUCUGGAGUCAGUUUGUUGGUUCCAGCGGGUGCUGUUCCUCAUGGCAGGGUGUAUGAAAUGUAUGUGACUGUGCACAGGAAGGAUAGCUUGAGACCCCCAGUAGAGGACAUCCAGACAGUUCUUAGCCCAGUGGUGAGCUGUGGACCUCCAGGAGCCCUGCUGACCAGACCAGUGAUUCUCACCAUCCACCACUGCUCUGACAAUGUCCAGGAAGACUGGCUCAUACAGCUGAAGAAUCAGCUGGCCAUGGGAGAAUGGGAGGAUGUGGUUGUAGUGGGAGAGGAAAACUUCACCACCCCCUGCUAUGUGCAGAUGGACUCAGAGGCAUGCCACAUUCUGACAGAGACACUGGGGACGUACUGCCUGGUGGGCCAGUCAAUUGGCAAAGCAGCUGCCAAGAGGCUCAAGCUGGCUGUUUUUGGGCCCGUUUCCUGCACAACUUUGGACUAUCACAUCAGGGUCUAUUGUCUGGAUGAUACGCAAGAUGCACUCAAGGAGGUUCUUCAGAUGGAGACCCAGAUGGGAGGAAAGCUUCUGGAUGAGCCAAAGACGCUGAACUUUAAGGACAGCACACAUAAUCUGAGGCUGUCCAUCCAUGACGUGCCAAGCGCACAUUGGAAGAGCAAACUCAUUGCAAAAUAUCAGGAGAUCCCGUUCUACCAGGUUUGGAGUGGCAGUCAGAGAACUCUUCACUGUACCUUCACCCUGGAGAGAUUAAGUCCAGCCACCACAGAAAUCAGCUGCAAACUGUGUGUACGGCAGGUAGAAGGAGAAGGACAGAUCUUUCAGCUCAGCAACACAUUGGAGGAGGAGGUCCACUGUAUAGACACAUCCCUGAUGGACCCUGCCAGUAACAUUACGACUUUAGUGGGGCCCAACGCCUUUCGGAUUCCUUUAUCCAUCAGACAGAAGUUGUGUGGAAGCCUGGAUGCACCACAGACCAGAGGCAAUGACUGGAGGAUGCUGGCCCACAAACUCAACCUUGACAGAUACCUGAACUACUUUGCCACCAAGUCCAGUCCAACAGGCGUAAUCCUGGAUCUCUGGGAGGCCCAACAUUUCCCUGAUGGAGACCUAAAUGAACUGGCCACUGUGCUGGAAGAAAUGGGUCGCCACGACAGUAGCCUUGCCUCCAUGACAGCGGAACAUUGACGAAACACUGCAGUUACCAUGACAAUGGUAGAGGUCUGGAGAUGAUUACGCGUGAAGUGUCGAUGGUUGAUCCUGCAGCGAGGGCAACAAACCAAUUAGCAACAGAAAAGUUGCCACUGUGGUGACUGAGCACCGAUUAAAUACCAUGGUAAUCAUGCCGACAUGGUAACAGAUAGGAGAGGCACCUUAACUGCUGUGUGCUGGAACUAUCUAUGUAUCUUUGUAUGUGUAUUUGCGAAAUGUUGCAGUGUCGUAUGUGACUGAAAGAGAGAUAACCCUACCUAUCUAUCAGGAACACAGAAAAACAUACACACGCCUAAAAAAAAAAAAAAAAAAAAAAAAAAAAAGCUUGUCCAUAGUAACACCGGUUGUUCUCUUGUUGUUACUUUAAUAUUGAACAAGGAGAAGCAAAGAACAAGAAGCAGCAGAGAGGUACUGACCUUGGAAACCUCUGUAGGAAUGGAACAGAAUCAUAAGGGGAAAGAAGGUAAACUGAUUACAGAAGAGUGGGAGAAGGCAGAGUGAGGAAACGGAGAGAGUGAGUUAGAGACUCUUAAGAAAGAUGGGCGCAAACACAGAGCGAAGCUAAACUGAUUACAAAAGAGAGGGAGGACAUAAACAUAAAAUGAUGGAAGCGAUGGCAGGUGAUCAUCUGAACAGAAAACAGAUAAUGAGAGAGGGGGAUAAAGAAGUGAGUCCUCUCUUGUGAGCCUCGGCUGUACGUGUUUGCCAGUACAGUUUGUCGUCUUUAUAUCGUUUCUUAGGGAACGCUCUAUGAAUUCUGCUGUCCAUAUGUGUGGAUCAUUUCCUGAUACAAGAAUGAGUACAAAGUGACUGUCAAUCAAGGGUCCUGACCAGAAACAAGCCCGAGACAACAACAACUGUCCCCUUUGGGUUAUUAUCAUAAAGAUGGUUCCAAUUGGAUGUUGAUUAAGAUUAAGGCUUUUUUCAAAAAUACCAUCAAAAUCUUUCAGGUCAGAGAAAAAUGAACACAAAAGCAAUUUGACUUGCUUCCAAUGCCUCUAAUGUUCUUUUCUUCUUUUUUUAAUUCAAAAAGCCAGUCCAAAGAUAAUUAUGCUGCUGAAGGAUGCAAGAAUAACUUCUUAUUUUUUUUAAUAAUCUUUUUUAUGGUAAGAUUUCAAGAUUUCAUGUAUGAUAAUCAUAUAAUGAUUAUUAGGUAAAGCUCAUCAUCAUGCACAGUACAUUGCAGUAAAGCAUCUAAGACUUUUAUUUUGUUUUUAUUUUAUCAUUGCUUUUUCACAUUUUUAAAAUAAAUAAAUAAAUACAUUAAAAAAAACACGAUCCAGACAGGAAAAACAGGAACGGCAAACUCAAAACUACAAGUGCAUCUCAAACCACUGAGAGUCUCAACAUAAUCUGCACUAAUGCUGCUUCUCUAUUACUUAACAACCAGCAGUUGACCACAACCUCCAACCCAGAAGUGUCUAUUUUAGACUGUUGGGGCUUCUUUCUGGACAGACGGACAAAGCGAAAAAAUAAAUAAAAAAAUGGGGGGGUGGAAAACAUAACUUGAUUUGAUUGCAGGAAUUAUAUGACAGUGAAUUAAAUGCAGCUCAUCUACUACUAAUAUACCGAUUUUAAUCAAUUAUAUUCAAGUUUCCUUCAGUUGUGUUAUCUGCCAUCAGGCCACAUGUGGCAUUUCAUUUGUGAUCGUCGCCAUGACUUUGCUGGUCACUAGCACCAUCCAGUGGCCUUUGAUAAAUAAGAGCAUUUUAAGUGUUUUCAUUUUUAUUUUAUUUUGAUUGUGUAAAUACAUGCUUAUCAUUAUGUUCAUUCUAAAGAGCUUUUAUUACCACGUAUUUUUGUUCAUUGUUCAUUAUUAUUUACAUAAACUUUUUUUUGCCAGCUUUA
Molecule: messenger RNA, 4241 nt
Organism: Maylandia zebra (zebra mbuna)
Lineage: Eukaryota; Metazoa; Chordata; Actinopteri; Cichliformes; Cichlidae
Source: RefSeq, a predicted model, not a curated record